AUGGCACCCAAACGAAAGAGAUCAACAGCUGCGGCGACUCCCAUGACUGAUGGCGCUUCAAAUCCAAUUCUUCCUUCGACUCAGUCUACUUCUAUUAAACCACCUACCAGACCUUCGCGGCAGUCUUCACGCAGGGGCAAACCUGACACCAACCCCGAGCACAAUGCAGAUAUUGUAGAUAGCAAGACAGCACUUCGUGCAAGCCCAGAUGCUGACGAGCCUGGGGAGUCGUUCAAUCUUAAGAAAAUUGAGGUACCCAUAACUCCCGCGAAGGAUAAUGGUGUAACUGUUCCCGUCAAGAAUGAGGAAACCGAUUCGCCCCUAACGGAUAUUGGUGAUGAUAUCCCUGUGUCCACGCCUGCUAAGAAACAGAAAAAAGCCCCAACGAAAAGCUCAAUUGCUGCAAAGAAAGGGCUGCGGAAAAGAAAUAAAAAGGAGGAUGACGAAGAAGAAUGGGAUAAAAGGCUGGAUCCUGACGGAGAUGAAGAAGGGCAGGCAGAGGAUGCUGAUGCUAUAAAGUUGGAGGCGAGAAGACCGCCCCCAAUCAAUAGCGACUAUCUGCCUCUUCCAUGGAAAGGAAGAUUAGGAUAUGCAUGUCUGAAUACCUACCUCAGAUCCUCAGAUCCUCCUGUUUUCACAUCUCGAACCUGUCGUAUUGCUUCUAUUGUCGAACAUCGACAUCCUUUGAAAGACCCUUCACAACCUGAGCAUGCAACCAAAAAUCGACCAGAUAAAUCGAAGCCAGCUUCUAUUGAGCGAGGACAACGAUACGUCGAAGAAUUGUGCCUAGCAAAUGUUCGAGACCUACCCAAAAUGCUACGAUGGAAUGAUAAAUAUGGUAUCAAAUUCAUGAGACUAAGUUCGGAGAUGUUUCCGUUCGCUAGUCAUGCCGAACAUGGCUAUAGCCUUGCCCCCUUCGCUAGCGAAGCUCUUGCCGAGGUGGGGAAAGUGGUAGCUGAAUUGGGACAUCGAGUUAGCUCACAUCCUGGACAAUUCACUCAACUAGGUUCCCCUCGUCCAGAAGUGAUUGCAAAUGCAUUUCGAGACCUUGAGUAUCACGACGAACUGUUCCGACUCCUGAAAUUGCCAGCCCAGAUCGACAGAGACGCAGUCUUGAUUUUGCAUAUGGGAGGUACAUUUGGCGACAAAGCGGCCACGCUCGAUCGCUUCCGUGAAAAUUACGCCAAACUUUCGCCUUCCAUUAAACAACGGCUCGUCUUGGAGAACGAUGAUGUAUCGUGGACUGUCCACGACCUCCUUCCAAUCUGUGAAGAGCUCAACAUUCCUCUAUGUCUUGAUUUCCACCAUCAUAACAUAAUGUUCGAUUCUAGUCAAAUUCGUGAAGGUACUAAGGACAUCAUGGAGCUCUUUCCCAGAAUCAAAGCUGGAUGGACGAAGAAAGGUAUUACACAGAAAAUGCAUUACAGCGAACAGACGCCUCAAGCCGUCACAGGUCGUCAAAGACGGAAACAUAAUCCUAGACCUGCAACACUUCCACCCUGCGCCAAUGAUAUGGAUUUGAUGAUCGAAGCAAAAGACAAAGAGCAAGCUGUGUUUGAACUCAUGAGGACAUUCAAGUUGCCGGGAUAUGAAAAAUUCAAUGAUGUUGUUCCUUACGAAAGAGAUGAUGAUAAUCGCGUCUUACCUAAGAAGCCCAAGAAGAAGAAGACCAAGAAGCAGAUUGCAGAUGAGAUUGAAGAAUUUGGACAUGAGGUCGAAGAAGAAGAGGAAGUAAGCAAAGAGAUAAUACCAGAAGAAGAAGUUGGCAUGGGAGGAAAGGAUAAUCGUGUAUACUGGCCAGUCGGUAUGGAAGAAUGGUUACGACCAAAGAAGCGUGAAAUCAAGAAGAAAAACUCUGAAGGGUCCAAAGAGGAAGAUGAGAUGUUUAAAAACCCUACACCCGCAAAUUUCGAGGCAAGGAAGAAGAUUACCGAGAGGAAAAAGAUGCCUUUUGAUGAAGGGGUUAAGGAGAAAUUAGCGAAGGCAGAGUGUCUGAAUGAUGUUUACGAAGUGGUGGAAUUGGUCAAAACUUCGCAAUCUAAAGUCGAUGAGAGAUCAGAAGCUAAUGGGUUUGCGGCGGGGCCUGGUUCAUCUAAAAAGAGCACGCCUGUUAAGAAGAAGCCAGCACCGGCGCCGGCGAAGAAGAGGAAUGCGAAGAAAGUGCAGACACCUAGUGCUAGCGUCUCGAAUGAAGAUGCGGAUGAGGACGAGGAUGAUGAUUUGAGUAUGCCUGAUUUAUCAGCUGAUGAUGAAUUGGCAAAACCGACCACGAAAGCUAAACCGGCUAGGCAAAGUGGAAGAGCCGCAGCAAAGAAAAAGAGUUAUGUCGAAGUUGAUGCUGAUGAGGAGUAG
Messenger RNA from Botrytis sinoallii, 2352 nucleotides. RefSeq lists its product as uncharacterized. Bases 1 to 2352 code for a protein of 783 amino acids. The transcript is spliced from 4 exons. Gene Ontology annotation, molecular function: endonuclease activity. The record is from RefSeq and is a predicted model, not a curated record. Gene Ontology annotation, cellular component: mitochondrion; nucleus. Gene Ontology annotation, biological process: response to UV; nucleotide-excision repair; mitochondrial DNA repair. NCBI's taxonomy places the organism in Eukaryota, Fungi, Ascomycota, Leotiomycetes, Helotiales, Sclerotiniaceae.